AUGCGUUUUUCCAACAUCUUUCUGAUGGUAUCUGCCGCUGUCCUCCUCACUUCCGACCUCUGUGGAGCCACGAACGCCCAAGGCGACAUCGUUUCAAAGCUGGGGCCAGAAAUGGUUCGCUCGGCGGAUGCGUUUGCCAGUGUCAAGAGAUCCCUACGCAGCCACAACGUCGACGGAGACGAUGAGGAAGAGAGAGCUGGAGGUGUUAACGCGUUUGAAGAAGGAAAACUCAAUAAGAUGCUGGGCGAUAUCAACUUCGCAUACAAGAAGUUCGCCAAAUGGUCCAAUCGCGGAUGGACGUCAAACGAUGUGUAUGAUCAUGUGCCAUACAAGCUCUAUUCCCAGUACUACGACUACCGCAAGAUCGCUGGCCACGCUUCUUAG
Messenger RNA from Phytophthora nicotianae INRA-310, 384 nucleotides. RefSeq lists its product as hypothetical. The coding region runs from base 1 to 384 and encodes 127 amino acids. The transcript has a single exon. Lineage: Eukaryota; Oomycota; Peronosporomycetes; Peronosporales; Peronosporaceae. The record is from RefSeq and is a predicted model, not a curated record.